Closterium sp. NIES-67 is the source of this 2095-nucleotide messenger RNA. The record is from the annotation of a GenBank genome assembly. NCBI's taxonomy places the organism in Eukaryota, Viridiplantae, Streptophyta, Zygnematophyceae, Desmidiales, Closteriaceae.
CCAUUGAGCCUUUGACCUCGCUUCGGCGGCUGCCUCCUGCCUAUCCCUUAUUCCCAGCCCAUGCCCGUCGCAUCCAUGUCUGCUUGCGAUCGCUUCCCGCCAUGCAGCCUUCCGCCUUCACCGCCCUCUCUUGCAGGGAGGUUGGCCGCCCGCCUCUCUCCCGUCAGCGCCUGCGCGACUUCUUCCCCGUCGGCGCGCUUGACCGCUCCCCGGUGCCCCCAAGCGCCUCCGCUUCCGCCACGCCCCGCGCGGCUUACUGCCCCCGCGCGCUUCCCGGGUAUCUGAACGUGCGCGCAUGGUCGUCGCUGCAGGCGGCCGCGCACGACUGCUACGACUACCCGCUCCCUUCUUCCGCUUCCGCCAUGCAGAUGGACGCCUCGGACCAGCGCUAUCUGCUGGUGGGGUCGGCGUCGGGCGCCAUCACGGCCUUCGACACCGCCGUGCCCACCGCCCUCGACCCCCUUGGCCACCCCUGCCACCCGCCGCUCUUCGCGCUCCCCCGUGCGCCCUCCACCGCGCACGCCGCGCGUGCUCCGCCUCCGACUGCUGACGGCGCGUCUGCUACCCCCCCGGGCGCAGCGGUGGCGCACUCGCUGGCGGUGGCAGGCGUGGCGUGGUAUCCGGUGGACACGGGGCUGUUCCUCUCGGGGUCCCUGGACGGCCUCGUGAAGCUCUGGGACACGCACUCCCUCCAGUCUCUGCUGUCCUUCCGCAUGCCUGGGAGGGUAGCAGACGUGGCCAUGUCGCACGUGCAGGGGGCGCCGGCGCUGGCAGCAGCGGCAUGUGCGGACGGCAACGUGCGGCUGUGUGACGUCGCCUCGGGUGCUGCCACGCACAUGCUGCAUGGUGACUCAGGCGCCAUCACGUGUGUGAGCUGGUCGCCCUCGUCGCCCUUCCACCUGGCCUCGGGGUCAUCGGCCGGCGCCAUCCGCAUCUGGGACAUCCGCCGCCCGGGCGCGCUGCACUCGCUGCACCACCGCCACUCGCAAUCCGCGCUUCGCCCGCCCCUACUGCCCCGCAGACUGCCAGCAGCACAGGCUGGGAAUUCUCACAGGGGCACUGUGGGGUUGAAAGCGCAGGGAGGGCAGAGGGCGUCUGCACAAGGAGGGGUUGGGGCUGUGGGUAAGGGCGGAAAGGGGGUGGGGGAUGGGUUUGGCUUGGGGCGCAAGCGAGGGAGGGAGGAGAGUGGUGGUGCUGGGAGGGGGAGAGAGUGCGAGGGGGAAAGGGCAGUGGUCGGAAAUGCAGGGGUCAAGCAGGCUAAGGCAGCACGGAGUGAAGGGGGAAACUUGCACGGCGCUGAAGUGGGCUUCGUUGGGUGGUGGGGGGGAGGAGGAGGCAUACGUGUGAGAAUAGGGUGGGCAGCCAGAGUGCAAGGUGGUGGGGUUGGUGCAGGGCUGGUGCAGCAGCGGCAGCGGCAGCGGCAGCGGCAGUGGCAGUGGCAGGGGGGCGAGGAGACAGGGCAGGUGGCGCAUGAAGGGGCGGUGCUCUCCAUGGCCCCUACGCCCAAUGGGCUCUUCCUCCUCUCCUAUGGCUCGGACCAACGGCUGCGGCUGUGGGAUGUGGAGGAGGGCGCCAACACGCUCAUUCACUACGCUAAUCAGAGGGCGCCACGUGGUGCGCUGGCGUCGGGCACGGUUCGGUUCUGCGUGUCCCACGACGGGUCGCUGGUGUUCCUGCCCCAGGGGCCCUGCAUCCAGGUGUUCCACACAUGGACAGGGGAGUCGCUCGCCUCGCUGCAUGCGCACUUCGACAACGUUCUGCUCUGCUGCUCCCAUCCCGCCUUGCCCCAGCUCUUCUCAUCCGGUGCUGACCGCCAGCUGCUCUCCUGGACAUCUGCUCUACUAGACCACCUGCACUCCCCUCAUGCGCAUUUACCCACUUCUAGGUCAAGGGGCCAUUUGCAACGGAGAAAACAAGGGCCUCUGCCUGACGAGGACGCGUGGAGUGACUAAAAUUCAACCAACCUCCCCAGGCUGUGCUCAUAACGAGCGUUUCUUCACUCGCCAUGUAUCCUCCUCUCCACAGGAGAUUUGGCUGGAGUGCAUGGUAACAUUUGAAGAUGUUAGUGAUGCUUGAAGUAUGUCAUUUUUGUAAU